AUGUAAUUUAAUAAAUCAUAAAGUGCAGCAUAAUUUCGUUUAUAACUAGCAACAACUACAAGUAGAUCUAAUUUUAAUACAAAAAUACUUAGUCCGAGUCCUAGUCCUAAAUCUCCUCAGACUUUCAGAGCGAAAUAAACUAUAGAACUUAUACAAAGUAUAUUUUAGUCAAAUUUUAGUAUAAAACAAUUUCCCAUAAAGAGAGUUGUUUUUUGAGAUUUAGAGACUCUGGAAUGAAAACAAGAUUCCUGAAAUUCAUUAGAAGUAUUACUACUUUAUUCUGACUUCAAAUCUUGCAUGUCAGGAAUAUCUGAUGAAAUAAGAAAUUGAAAGUUAUAAACUACAUGGAAGCAUUAUUAAGACUUUGCAUCAAUUAACUAUCAGUAGAGAAAUUUGUUUAAGUGAAGCAUUGGCAAUCUAACAAAGUGAGAAUAUCAUAGAAUUUGUAUGCCUAAUUUCAAAUUACAUCUAUGAUCUUAGAAAAAUUACUUUGAAUCUUGUUGAAUACUAAAGAAAAUGGGUGAAUAAAUUGUAUAUUCAAUAUGCCUACAAUUACCAAUGGAUUUAUCAAGGGGAGAAUUACAUUUUGAAAAUCAAGAAAGAUCAUAAGUUUCUGUUUUAGAAGAAUCCAGUCCUAAUGAAAUUCUUUCAUAUAAGUGAAACCGCUGAUGAUAUUUUUUAUAUGGAAAUUAUUAAUCAAGCCUAUCAAAGAGAUUUAGAAUAUUUUGAUUAUCUAACUAAACAUAAGCUUGAUCAAAAAUACUUAAAAAAAAUCAAAGAACUCUAGACUUAUAUAGCAGUGUCAUUUACAUCCAAACAGUCGGAAUUUAAGAGCAGAACCCAACUAAAAACAAAAACUAAUUUCUUUCGAACAAAGGAUAUGUAAAGUGGUUAAGUUACAUCCAGAAAGGGAAGUAUAAAUAAAUUGUAGAUCGAAUUGCCGCCCCUUCCUGAGUACAGAAGUCAAGAGAUCUAUAGCUCAGAUGAUAUUUCAUUUGUUAUUAAGGAAUGGCCAAUCAAGGAUAUUCCUUAGAUUUUAAGUUUUUGGCUUUCCUCUAAUUGCGAAGAUUUUCACAAGAGUUUCUUACAGCCUUCAACUUAUAUAUAAGAAACCUUGAGUUAUGGAUUGGAGGCGAUAAUGUUGUAAAUAUCCGAUCUAGGAAUAAUAUUGGCCAGCGUAGAAUAGGAUUGCAAUAUUAGAAAAUGGGUGAUUCAUUUGAUUGUGUGCAAGGAGUAGAUAUUUGAUAAAAUUAUACAACAUUUUAUUAGAAUGUUGAUAAACCAUGGAGACUCUUUUGAGCAAUUAGGUAUAAAUUUCACUUUAUUGGAAUGUUUUGAGUAGAAUCUUAAAAUUCUAAAUUUUUAUUUUUCUAAGAUAAUAACCAUUGAAAAUCUGAAGGUUAAUUAUACUUAAUAUGUGCUAGAUAUUAAAAGGACUGAAUAAGAAUAGGAAAGUAUGUCAAUCAUUUACGAUCCUAUUUGUUUUAUUUAUGCAAGAACGUUAUCUAGAAUAAAAAAAUUAAAAUUAAAUAGUGAUGAAGAAUUAAUGGAGUGUCAAUUUUGUGCUAAUUUAGGUAAGUCUAACUUGAUUGUGUUUGAGGAGAAGACCUAGGAAAUUGCAAAAUACUUAGUGGUAAAUAAUAAUACUAUCAAUUUAGAAAUAGAAAAUUUAUGGAUCUCAGUUUCAACAUCUGUAGAAUGUGAAAGAUGUUUAGAAAGUUUGUCCAAGAUUUAAAUCUCCAGUGCAAGGUCCUGUUUAUUUACAGUAUUUCCAUAUGAACUUGCAAUUUCUAGUAUUUUCAUCGGAAAUUCAAAAAUAAACUUUUUAACCUUAUAUACGUUUUCCAUAAGUAUAGUUUACUUCUUAAUAAGAGAUCAAAAGAUGGUUUAGAAGAAGCAUCAUUGUGGCAAUUGUCAAGUAAUGAUUAAAAUAGUCUACGAAGACUGUAUUUAAUAUCGACUACAGAUCCCUUUAUUAAAAUGUAUUAAAUGAAUUCUGAAAAUUAGAUAUAUUUUUGAAUUAAAAAAUGAUGAGAUUACUUAGGAUAUACAAACUUUAGUGAAUGAGAUUUUUGAGAAAUACGAUAGAAAGGGUUUAUCAUAAUACAAUUUAUGGCUUCCUUUUUUCAGUUGUGUUGGCAAUAGAUAAAACUUAACAAAUUGCAAAUUGCAAUCUUAUUUUACAAGCGAAACAUUCUUAGAAAUCAAUUUUCCUAGAAUUGGAAUGAACAGUAUUAACUAUAGUUUUGAAGGAGAGAAGCUAAUCAAUUUUCCAUUUCUAAUAGGAAUUGUUCAAUCGGAUUUGGAUUACAUUAAUAAACCAAUCUUUUCAAUGUUAGUACAGCAAGAAGACAUAAUCAAAAAAUGUUAGCCAACUUAGGCAGCUAAGAAAGUGGAAGAGGAUUUUGAAGUGUUAGUGAUGCAGAUUAACCCUAAGGAUAUUGAAUUGAGAGUCAAAGAAAUAGUUAGAUUUUCUUGCUAAUUGACACAUGAUUCCUUUGAGAAUGAUUCACAAAGACUGAUUGAUAUUAUGUAUUAUUAGCAAGAGUCAUGUGUAUUAUAGUUUUUGGUAGAUAACUUGGUUCAAGGAUAUUGUAUCCUAUAUGUAGAUAAAAAUAAGAUAAAUGAAAGACUUUGGAUCAUUGAAAUGAUUUCAUGCAAAUCUGAGUGUUUCUUUGAUGCCUUUUUAACUCAAAUAGUCGAUUUGGUUUUUGGACAUGACAAAUCUGCUUCUGAAAUCUUAAUAGCAUAGGUUAGAUAUAGAUAUAUAACUAUAAUAGAACCAUUAUCCAUAGAAUAAUGGACAGAGCAUGGCUAAUAAGUACAUUUCAGAGGCGAUAAAGAAGGUUGGAUUCAAGUGGAGGAUAAUUGAGAAUGAUUACAAGACUUAAUUGAGAAGGACAAUCUUUACAAUGAAACGAUCUAAUUCUUAGUAUACUAUUAUUUAAAUCAAACCAUUAGUUAACCUAGAGUAGAACACAAUAUUUCUAUUAAAUUUAAUUCAUAUUACUCACUCUAAUAAUCUGAAGCAAGGAAUGAAGAAACCAAUACUUUAAGUUAUCUGAAGACUAAAACUAUAUUCUAGUUUGCUGAAGAUUGUUUUCAUUACAAUUUGCAUAAACCAUAUGAACGAAAUCAAUUCAUUAUUGAUAAGAUAAAGAAUAGCCUAGCUUAAUUACCAAUGACAAAAUUUACUGAAUUUAAAAAUGAAAAAGAAGUACUCAAAUAUUUAGAUAAUUUAACAUCUCAUCCCUCUAUUGAUCCAAAACAUACUUAAGUGAUGACCCAAUAUACAAAUCUCCAGCUGAAAUGGUUGAGAUCAAGGGAGAUCAUAUUAGAGGGAUCGAAAUACAUAGAAGUCCCCAACGAAUAGAAUUUUAUCUAUGUUUCAACAUUCCCCCAAAUUAAUUGUAAGAUCUAUUAUGUAAAAUUAUUCAAUCCAGGAUUCUAUUUUUUUGGAAUGGAAGUAGCUCACAAUCAAAUUGAAUCCAUCCGAGAUGAUUAUGUCAGAUUCACUGACGUAAUUUAUUAAGUAAUGUAUAUCCUGUUCAAUUAGGAAUUCCAUAAUAAAUAGCCGUAAACCUCAUGUGAUCUCUUUAUACCUUAAUUCUAGACAUGUAUGACUAUAAGCUAACCCCUUCCGAAUUGGUCUUUUAUUAAUUUUUCAUUGGCAUACAAUCAUACGAUACUUUAAAACAUCAUAAAAGACUUAGGGAAUAGAACAAUAAGAAUUAACAUGCCUUUUUUGGCAGGAAUAAUUUAAGAGGAUUUAGGGUUAAGAUACGAAAAACCAGUGGUGGCUUUUGUUGCAUCGGAUUAUAUUGAUUGA
Paramecium octaurelia is the source of this 3829-nucleotide messenger RNA. The record is from the annotation of a GenBank genome assembly. Lineage: Eukaryota; Ciliophora; Oligohymenophorea; Peniculida; Parameciidae.